GUUAUCGUGCAUGCAGUUGUCUUCAUAACUUUUACCGCUUGGAUCGUUUUGGGCCUUGCACGGCUUGUCCAGAUUACGGCCUUACCUGUACAAACGAUACAGCAAUAUUGGCACCAGGCUAUUUCUGGCAGUGGAGCAACAACACGACGAUGAACAAUUACACGAAAUUCGUUGAAAAUAUUCACACAUUUGGACCUGAAUACAAUAGCAAUUGCUCAAUAUUUCAUUGGUUAUUGCCCAAGCCGCUGAAAUGCCCCUAUCCAGGGUCCUGCAACGGUGGAAUUGGUUCAGUGUGUGAGGUCGGAUACCAAGGUACCUUAUGUGCAACUUGCUCUAACAAUCACUACCUCCGAUUUAACAGAUGUCUGGAAUGUCCAAGCAUGAUUGCUACAAUCAUUUCAUGUGUUGUAGUGAUCGUGGUCUUUGCUUUGGUGUUUGUGAUGAUUCUCUGGGGAGACUCCAGACGCGCAAGAGACGAUGGUAGGCGCACUGUGGCAGAUGUCAUCAUGUCCUGCUCCAAGAUCGUGAUUGGAUUUUAUCAAGUUGUUGUUGGCAUUUUCUCGGCUUUGGCUGGGGUUUACUGGCCUGUAAUUCUCAUCUCCAUGGAAAAAUGGUUGAAGUUCGUUGAAGGAAACAUUUUGCAGUUUGCACCACUGAGCUGCAUUAAUCCUUUUCUUCGACUGGACCCAUUCAUACAAUUUACUUUCGCCAUUGCUAUUAACAUCUUGGUCGUUUCUCUGAUAUUGCUCUAUCUCUUCCUGAAAAAGCAACACAUCAACAAGCUGGAGAUUUCCAUCUCCGAAAAACUUGAGAAAACCUCAGGCUUGAAGAAGUCGUGCUAUCGAAAUAUUCUGUUAUUUCUUCUUUUGUCAUACCCAAUCACAAGUAAGAAGAUUAUUGACAUUCUGCCCUUACCAGGAGUUUGCGUGAACGUGUGCUUUAACAAAGAUGGAGGUGAAUGUAUUUCUUUGUUGAAGGCUGAUUACUCCAUCCGUUGUUUUACCACUCGGCACGAUAUCUUCUGGCACAUCGCAGCUGCCUUCGCCUUGUAUCCUGCUGCCUUUCCGCUGUUGCUACUGUUUCCUAUUUACAAGUACCGGAAGUGUGAUCCUGACAAAGAAGAAAUGGCUUUUGGUUUCAGAGUGUUUUUUGAAAAUUAUAAAGAGGGUUACUGGUUUUGGGAGGUCGUGGAGAUGUACCGAAAGCUUUUGCUAAUCUCAUGUAUCCUUCUGUUUGAUUCCGACAGCCGUUCUCAAAUUGGUUUCACCGUGAUCGCAGCAAGUGUUUCUGGAAUUACGUACACCAUCUUUCGAUCAAUGAAAGGAAAAUUUGAAGAUCGACUCCAAACGUUUGCGCUUUGGAUAAUAUUCUUUAAUGUUUGUCUCGGUGCAAUAUAUUCACAACCUGACGUCAGCAGGAAUCACGGAGAAAACAACUCUAUGUUUAUCAACGUAGUGUUUGUUGUUCUCAAUGGUGCCGUGUUAAUAUGGUCCGUAGCAAAGGGAUUGCUUUAUCUGAGAGAAAAUUGGAGAGCACUAUCUUCCUGCCCAGUGCGAUGUUUUCACCUAAUCUGUCGCAGAUGUCUUGAAGGCCGUCACAGAAGAAACAAUUACCAGCGUAUUUAA
Molecule: messenger RNA, 1625 nt
Organism: Orbicella faveolata
Lineage: Eukaryota; Metazoa; Cnidaria; Anthozoa; Scleractinia; Merulinidae
Source: RefSeq, a predicted model, not a curated record